This is a messenger RNA of Hippocampus comes (tiger tail seahorse), 2788 nucleotides long. Its product is annotated as hyaluronidase-2. Bases 848 to 2449 code for a protein of 533 amino acids. Gene Ontology annotation, biological process: hyaluronan catabolic process; carbohydrate metabolic process. The transcript is spliced from 7 exons. NCBI's taxonomy places the organism in Eukaryota, Metazoa, Chordata, Actinopteri, Syngnathiformes, Syngnathidae. The record is from RefSeq and is a predicted model, not a curated record. Gene Ontology annotation, molecular function: hyalurononglucosaminidase activity. Gene Ontology annotation, cellular component: cytoplasmic vesicle.
UGGAAACAAUAUGCUUCCAAAUGUCAGAGACUUAAGCACAGAAGUUGAAUCAUUACCAGAGUGUAACCAGAGAAAAUAUGGCCAAGAACGUUAAGUGUGAGGGGGUGAUGGUGUGGACUUCAGAGGGGUUCCAUGUAGAAUGGAGUCCAGAAUAUUUAUGAAUUUAGCUUUGUGCACUGGGAUAAUGAAAGAUCCUUCCCCAAAUUCCGAUGUGAAGACAUAACUGUCCUAAACCGAGGUCAGUGAAAAAUAAAACGGUGGACAGUGAGAGGGAGGAAAUAGAACAAGAGUGGAAGUCAAGAGGAAGUGAGUAUCUGCAGGUAGAGAGGAAGCCAGGUGAGAUAAUCCAACAUGUCAAGUGUUUGUUUGGACAAGGGUAGCAGCAGUGGAGCAGAGGAUUAUGGGAUUACAGCCGGUGUCGAUGGUCAUGUGAACCAGUGCGGUCAUUGCUAAACUCGUUCGGCAUCUCGCAGGAAGGAAGCUUAGCCUGGCACUGGCAUACAUUCCUACCCACACAUCUUUCCGUGUACUUGAUCACUCCUCCGGUAAAAUUCUCCAGCUUCAUUCCUUCUUUGUUUUGUCAAUCUUCAUCUCGCUUGGCUAUUCCUGACUCUUCCACCCCCUGCCUUCUCUCUUCCGGGUGUUAGGCUGCUUCCGCUGUGUCUUUUUCCAUGUCUUCACUAAUCCAUCAGAGUACUUGGAUUUUUCUAAAGAGGAAAAUGUUUGAAAUUCAGGUGAAGACACCCUGAAACCAUGUCCAGGUUGUGAGGAGAACCCAACCUUGGCUUUGAAACAUGGUUGGCUGCUGGAGCCUGAAGGAGUGAGACGCUGACAGCGAGCAGCUCCAAUGGCAUGGAACAACUCGCCACUCAAUCGAAAGCCAAAAUGGCCGCCAUUUCAACACAGGACUAAGCUAGCAGUCGUUUCUUGCUCUUCAGCUGGCCUACGAGGACGGACGACAGUUCCACGGACCUUCCUUGUCUUACUGCUUGCUGGCCUCAGCAUGGCUGCUCCGCCACAACAAGCGCGCCCGCCUCUCCUAUCCGGACAGCCUUUUAUAAUUUUUUGGGGCAUCCCAGAUUCCUCCUGCACCAUGAGGCCAGAUCCUGGUUCUUUUGGGAUGGAACGUGAGGGCCGUGUGGCGGUCUUCUAUGAGGACACGCUGGGAAGCUACCCGUAUUUUAUCGACAAAGACACGAGGGUUAAUGGGGGUCUACCGCAGCACACGCGACUGGACAGCCAUCUUCAGAAAACUCAGUUGGACUUAGAUGCAGCUUUGCCUACGCCCAGGUACCUCGGCCUGGGGGUGCUGCACUGGGCUGAGUGGUUACCGCAGUGGUUGAGGAAUCGAGAGAAGAAGGCCGUGUAUCAAGAAGCAUCGAGGAACUUGCUGAAAACUUUCUUCCCUAACUGGACACCGGAGGAGGUGGAGAAGUGGUCAAGGGUGGACUUUGAGGCAGCAGCCCAGUCCGUCAUGAUGGAAACCCUGAGGGAGAUAAGACGGCUGCGACCCAAAGCGUUAUGGGGCGUCUCCCCUUACCCGAGCUGCUACAACGGCGAUUCUGCGCUCACCGCGUUAGCCAAUUACAGCGGCCAGUGCCCCCCUGCCGAAAAGGCCCUCAACGACGAGCUUCUGUGGCUGUGGAAGCGAUGCUCCGCCCUAUACCCUCUUCUCACUCUUGAGAAGCUACAGGGCGGAACAUCCGGAGGGAAGCUUUAUUUGUCCAGUCAAAUCCAGGAGGCGCUGCGAGUUUCCUCUUUGGCCGGAGUGUCGUUCGACCUUCCCGUGUUUCCACUGGUCAACAGUGUGUACGCCUCGACCAACACUUUCCUUUCUCAGGCAGACCUGGUCAACAGCAUUGGUGAGAGCGCUGCCAUGGGAACAGCCGGGGUGGUCAUCUGGCAGAGAAGUGAGACCAGGACAGAGAGAGAAUGUCAGGACCUGGGAGAGUUUGUCCGCAAGGUCUUGGGACCUUACUCCAUGAACGUAACAACGGCAACCGGGAUCUGCUCAGCCUCCCUCUGCGAGGGAAAAGGCAGAUGUGUCCGUCAGAAUCCAGACAGCUCCACCUACCUCCACCUUCCACCACCCGCUGACGUGAUAGAGAAGGCAGACGCAGCCAAAGCCACAGACAAGCCCGAUCCAGACGCUAAGGCAGCUGAACCGGACCCAGUUGAGAUGUGGAAGAAAGACUUCCAAUGUCAGUGGUACAAGACUUCAGAUCGGGACGUCUCAGAUCAGCAGUCCCCCAAAGACGGAAUCUCUGUGGAUGGGACGCUUGAGCAAAUUUCCGGAGAGCUAGCAGGGACUUCCGCGACCUUGACAACAGAUUCCAUAACAAAGGGUGCCUCGACGAUGGAGCCGAGUGGAAGCACGUCGGCCCCACUGGCUUUGCACCGUUGCACCGUUUUGUUGUUGCUGGUGACUGCGCGUCUGUGUGUGAACUGACGCAACCUUCAGUUACAGGACCAAACUGAAGUGCCUUUAAGCAAGACUGCGGACAUAUCACGCACGUUUGGACAUAUCACGCACGUUUGCGUACAACUUUCUCAGGAUGUGCCAAUGCGCAGUGGUACUGUAACACCUGUCACCUUUUCCAUUUUACCGGUGGAAAAAGUGGUUGAUGAGCAAUCCCUAAAAAAGUCAUCAUACCACUGCCAACAAAACAGAUUCCAAAUCCAAGCAACCAUUUUUAUUGCUGCAACACACCUCCUUGAAAUGAUCAGGGCUGUUAUCAGGCUUCUGCAGAGCUUGCUGGUGAGCUGAUCAUUUGAUACAGGUGUGUUG